Myotis davidii is the source of this 435-nucleotide messenger RNA. RefSeq names its product poly [ADP-ribose] polymerase 14. The transcript has 3 exons. Lineage: Eukaryota; Metazoa; Chordata; Mammalia; Chiroptera; Vespertilionidae. The record is from RefSeq and is a predicted model, not a curated record. The coding region runs from base 16 to 420 and encodes 134 amino acids.
UCAACAGGGCUGAGGAUGGCUGCGCCUGGCUACUUCCCGCUGCUGGUAGAGGGAUCCUGGGGUCCCGAUCCCCCGAAGAGCUUGAUCACCAAGUUGCAGUUGUACUUCCAGAGCCAGAAGAGAUCCGGAGGCGGGGAGUGUGAGGUCCGACAGGAGCCCGGCAGCCCGGCCCGCUUCCUAGUGCUCUUCCACCCGCUUGACGUGCGGCAGAACGUUCUGGAGAGAGAGAACCAUGAGUUGGCAUUGCCAGGAAAAGGAACAUUUAAGUUAACGGUCAAGUUGCCUCCAGCCCCAAAUGAAGUCCAUGAUGCCUCUAAGGAGAAAAUUCCAGCAAAGGAAUCCAAGGCCAAAGAACAUGCCAGAGAACCAGGUAAGGUCUCAAUUGAGAUGACUGGCCUUCACGAGGCAGUUUUGCUUUGAUUAAAGAUGGCACUU